AGAAAUGGUAGCGGAAGUGUUGUGAAGAUCCAUUUCGACAGUGUACAUAAUCCAUGAACUUAGAAAAAUAUUAGAACGAAAUGUAGUGUUGUCCCAAGCACUCUUCCUCUCCUGUGUGUUUUUUUCCGUGUGUUAGAUAAAAUGGGUAAUAAUCUGGCGGCGAUUGCGCCCAAUAUCAUCCUGCCUGUGGAGAAGUAUCUAGAGGGACAUGUUUUCGAGACACAGUCUCUCGGCUCAACCAGGUUCAUGAAGGUCGUCAGGGCCAAAAACGCACCCAAUGUAUCCAUAGUGGCGAAGGUUUUCGUCAUUCCCGACCCGAAAUUAGCAGACAAUGUGGACAAGUACAAAGAGGCCAACCGGCUUCUAACGGAGAAACUGAUCGGGAGUGGAGGAGGAGGAAAGGCCCAACUGGGACUGGUAGGUGACUGCUGUCUGCCCUAUGACCACGUGGUGCAAGACUGCAACUACUCGGGUCGCUUCCUGACCAGAGCAUAUCUGGCGGCCAACCUGUUCGACCGACUCUCAACGAGACCCUUUCUCACCACUAUUGAGAGGAAGUUCGUGGCCUUCCAAAUCAUCGUCGCUAUUGCUAGAGCCCAUUCCAAGGUGGUGCGUCACGGGGAUCUAAAAUUGGAGAAUAUUCUGCUGACUUCCUGGAAUUGGGUCCAGGUUUCCGACUUCGCUUUCUUCAAGCCAGUGUACCUGCCUGACAAUAACCCAUCUGGUUUCAAUUUCUACUUUGACGCUUCCAGGCGCAGGACGUGUAACAUUGCACCUGAGCGAUUCAUUUCUGGCGGUGAUACUGCGCUGCGCGACGAGCGAUUCUUCGACAUCGUGAAUGCGGCGCCCUCAUUUGACUCCUCGGGGAACUACCGCGACCUGAUGCCUUCCAUGGACAUCUUCUCAUUGGGGUGUGUGAUUGGACAGCUGUUUGCAGAGACGCACCUGUUCAACUUGUCUGAGUUAUUGAGUUAUAAAUCGGGAUCUGGUUAUGAUCCAAGUGAAGUUAUCAACCAAAUAGCGGAUGAAGGCAUUAGGAAGCUGGUUUUCGACAUGAUAAAAGUGAACCCUUCGGAGAGAAAAUCAGCGGACGAAUAUCUAUGUGAGCACCGCGGAGUAGCUUUCCCAGAGUAUUUUUAUACUAUAUUGUACAAUUUCAUGCGUGCAUUCACGACUCCCAGAAGUUCAGAUAGGAACAUAGUGCUGAUGUAUGACCACUACCCUUCUAUCUGUGAAAAGAUGAGGCAGGAUGGGGUUGGGCAGCAGGAUCUGAAUGACAUGACGCUCAUUGUGUUCUCACUGCUUCUCUCCAACAUCAGGUCUAUCCAAGUCGCCCACUCCAAACUAUGCGCUCUUCGUCUGAUAGAGGCCAUGUGUGAGAAUCUGGACUCGGAUGAAAUCUUGAUCAGAGGGGUGCCCUGUCUGGUCUUCUUCCUCCAAGACUCCUCCUCCAAAGUGGUGUCCACCGCCAUCUCCUGUCUAACAAACAGCCUCUCACACGUCACUCACGUCUCAAGGUCCCAGCGGAAGGUGUUUGUGGAAUAUAUCUUCCCAGAUCUACUGGACUGUGUCUUCACAAAAGUCUCCAGAAUGGCACCUCAACAGCUCCAGAACUACUGUGUGGAAAGUGUGCAUCACGAGUUCGUCAGGUGUUUCCCCCGUCUGGUGGACAUGAGUCUCAAGUUCCUGGACUUGUCCAUAGAGGAUAGCUGGCGAGGAGGGGGAGCAGGUGAGGCAAGUGGGGGGACUAGGGAUAGUGACACGAGUGUAGCAGCUGGAGCCACAGACUUCUCAUCUGCAGGCGUCUCCUACGACGAAGAACUGCGAGUAUUGCGUAAUGCCGUCUCCGAGUUCUACCUGCCCAUUUUCGUCAAGGCGUCUGGCAUGACCAAACAAGUGUUCCUGGAGAGCGACAUGGUUAAACUGUGUGCAUUCCAUGGCAACCAGCCGGAUCAAGACCCUCUGGCCCAGUACCUACCCACAUGUGCAUCUGUGGCCGCUUAUUGGCCCCUCAAUGAGUCAUACUUCAAGAACAUAGUCAAAAUGUGCGCCUAUUACGGCGACAAGGCUACCAAACAUAACGCACUAACGUUCAUAGAACAGGGCAUUCACAACACGGAGGAGUUUGUGAUUGUGGAGACUUUGAGUGCUGUGCGUGAUCUGUACCGGAUGAGUCUGAUCGACGGGAAUGAGAACAAACUGAAGCUGUUUGAAAAGAUUGUCCCACUGCUGCUCCAUCCCAAUCCCUGGAUCAGACUCAACACUGCUAGAGCAAUUGCAGAAGCGUCGGAGUCGGUGGGAACAACGACAGCCCGAGGCUACAUUUACCCGAGAGUAAAUGAGUAUGCUAGAAACUUCUCAACAAAUAACAAAAUGAUCGCUAUUUCGCCACCAGCCUCGCUCUCAGAAACCACUCCUAGAUCGCUGCAGAAUGCCUACGACAAACUAAAUGUGUUCAAAGCCAAGUGGGGCAUCGGAUCAGUGACCAAUACCUCAUUUCUGUUGUCGAGCAUCGAUCCCAUUCGCAGAUUUUCUUACGACAAGUUGUGCGCCUACUCGCACUCUCUGGAGGAGCUGCUGAACUACUGUGAGAGUCUAGUGCUGGUGAAAAACAUCGAAGAGAAGAGCCAGGCAUCCGGAGAUUUCUCAGCUCUCGAGUUUCCGGAGGCUUUUACAGAGAGAGACAAAGUUCUAGUGCAGGCUCUCUAUUUUGAAGACAGAGACAGUGGGAAAGGAUAUGAUGCGAGGCCAGAUCUGCACAAGACGAAGCUGUUGAAAGAUCACGUGCUCACGAGACAGCUUAAUUUAUACCAGUACGGAGGCAACCAGGCCAGUCAGGAGGGAGCGCCCUCUUUCCAGAGAAAUUUCAAUGACUUGUGGCUGCAGGAGAAGACAGGAGUAAUUCUGGUGAAAGCAAAUGACAACGAAAUACAAAAGUACCGACUGGCAGAAGCAGAAAUGCCUUUCUGUUCGACUAUCAGGAUCGCCUCUGGCAACGCGGACACGUUUUCCAUCCCUCUGUCGUAUUUGAACAGCGACAGAUUCAAAAACAAGCUCAACUUUGACAAACUCAAACUGUUUGCUAAGAACUCCUCAGUGCUGCCUGACAAUUCGACUGUGGAGAAAUUUGCAAUGGAGGUGAUGGGUGGGAGCUACUACACUGAGACACCCUGCAUGGGCUACUUGAGAGUGUUAGCCAGACACUGGAAGAGGAACAAUAGACGCAGGGUGGACUAUGUAGCCAGACAGAGGGAGAAGAUGGGGGUGAAGAUGGUGGCGCCCUGGAGACCCACUGGAAGCUAUGUGGCUAGUCUGCAUGACCACAGUGCCGCAGUCAACCAACUUGCGGUGUCUCCUUCUAACUUACUGUUUGCCUCCUGUUCAAACGAUGGCUCAGUCCGCAUCUGGAACCCGAUCAAAUGGGAGCUUAAUCACCAGGACCCUCUGGACUGUUCCGGCUGUGUGAAUGUGAAGCGGGGUCCAGUCAAGAGCCUGGCUUUCAUGUCCUCUGAGACGAUAGUGACUUGUCUGCAGGAUGCACUGCAACUUGUGACCGUCAAUAGAACAUCCACCAACAGACCAUCAGGUGAGUGGGAGGCGGGACUGUUGCGCAGUGUGGGCGUUAGCGAGGAGGGGUCGGUGGUGUCGAUGACGACCAAUGAGAACAAUGUAGUCACUGUGUCCACUAACAACAACACCAUAUUCGGGUGGGACCUCAGGUCAAAGGGUCUAAACAACGCCUACUACUUCCAGACGAAGCCUCACGACGGACUUAUUUCGUCGAUGGUGGUGGCUGACAAUGGACUGUGUGUUGUGUUGGGCAGUUCACUCGGAAGGUUCUCCAUCUGGGAUCUCAGGUUCCUCAUGCCCGUCAAGACGUUCGCACCUCAUGUUUCGUUGUCGGCGAGCAGUCGGUUCAAAGUACCGGCUGUGCACCGUCUGAAGCGACAUCCGUUCGACAGAGAGGCGGUGAUAGCCUCUAUGCGGGGUCACUACGAAGUGGCAGUGUGGAAGCUGGAGUCUGGCUCAAGGAGUAAGAUUUUCUGGAGUAGUUCAAGUGACCCUCUCAACUACCAGCAGCCCUCUUCAGCUAGGGGAGGGGCAGGAACGGGGACAAAUAGCUACGCAAUGGGAUUCUAUGCUGUGGGCGAGACAGAAGCUGAUUUCCAAAUCAUAUCAGGUGGGAGUGACAAGAGAGUUCGCUUCUGGGAUGUGUGCAACCCUAAUAGGACUUAUGUGGUCAGCAACAGCAUCCAACCGGCGGGAGUAGAGCAGACAUUCCACUACUCUCAGCACAGAGUGGCCAUCUCACGCGACAACAACUACUCACUCAGGUCCAAUUCGGCCAACUCGAAGCGUCUUUCAGUGGUCGACAGUAGUGGCGAGUAUGCGGAUGUGAUCAGGGAGUCCAUAUCGGAUAGCCAGAGACAGCAGAUGUUCCGGAGGGGACCAGAGUUGCCGGCAUUCAGUCACCGGGACAUGGUGACGGAUGUAGGGGUGGUGAUGGGGAGCCAGAGCGGGACCUCUUACCUAAUUUCCAGUGACAUGUCCGGAGUCAUCAAAGUGUGGAAGUGAAGUGAAUUUUACCUGAAGAUUACAAGCAACAUGCUGUCUCCCUUCGCUGUCACUUUCAUACUAAAUGAAACUUUUUCGCCGCCUCUCCCCGCCCACGAUCUCAAAAUUGGAAUCGAUUUUGGCGCGAGAAAUGAAUAAGAUGUUGGAGUAUGUUGCAAAACAUCAGUUUCCAUUGUGGCAAUGUUCUCAUAAAUCAAGAGAUCGUUAAUGGUGGAUGGGGAAGAUGGGAAUGUUUCCAUUGCCAAGAGUGAUUCUGAUUGUGAAGUGAAUUGUUUUAUACAAAUUGUUUCUCAAAUGGUCUAUUUAUUUUAUUCUUAGAUUAAUAAAGCAUCAUAGAUUA
Symsagittifera roscoffensis is the source of this 4915-nucleotide messenger RNA. RefSeq names its product phosphoinositide 3-kinase regulatory subunit 4-like. The record is from RefSeq and is a predicted model, not a curated record. Gene Ontology annotation, cellular component: nucleus-vacuole junction; late endosome; phosphatidylinositol 3-kinase complex, class III, type I. The transcript has 18 exons. Bases 142 to 4575 code for a protein of 1477 amino acids. Gene Ontology annotation, molecular function: protein binding; ATP binding; protein serine/threonine kinase activity. NCBI's taxonomy places the organism in Eukaryota, Metazoa, Xenacoelomorpha, Acoela, Convolutidae. Gene Ontology annotation, biological process: late endosome to vacuole transport; autophagy of peroxisome; protein targeting to vacuole.